CGAUCGUGAGGAAGUGUUAAACGGACCAAUCUAUGCAGCUCUUGUUCAGAGAAUAGCAGUUCCAAUAUGGCGGCUUUCUGAGUUUUGGAGGAGGGGACUGGGUGUAAAUAAACACACAUUAAACGUUUUAAAAACUAUAACAACAUUUUAUUUUUGGUGUAUAUGACAUAUUGUACCGUGGAAAGAAAAUGUCUACUGACAGCAACAAAAAACAAUUCUGGAAAAGAAACACAGCUAAAGUCCCUGGCAGCAUACAACAUGUGUAUGGUGCUCAACAUCCUCCAUUUGAUCCUCUUCUGCAUGCUAAUCUAAUCAAAGCAGGCAACAAGCCCCCGAUAACCCUGGGGGGGAAGCCAAAGAAAGCCACCACCUUCCAGGAGUUUGAGAGCAUCACCAGCGACGCCUGGGACGUGGGAGAUGACGAUGAUGAGCUGCUCGCCAUGGCCGCGCAGAACCUCAACAUCGAGGUCGUCAUGGAAACCGCCAACAAGGUGAUCGAAAACCACAGUAAGCAGCAGGAACGGCAGAGGCAGGACGACGGAGACAUAUCAGAGCCAGACCAGAGGGAGGAAGAGGAGGCGCCGGAGGACGAAGAGGAGGAGGAGGAGGAUGAUGAGGAAGAACAAGGAGAGGAGCUGGAGGAGACGAACCCUGAGGUGUCGUUCGCCUCUGAGCACAGCCCCCACAGCGACGGCAGACUGGUGAAGUCACUGAGCGAGGCCCCCAUCGGAUCACCUAAGGAUGUGGCUGGAGACAGAGCGUGGCUCCACCGACAGCAGUCCCUGCCCCACCGACCCACCAUCCCCAUGGUUGCGCGUAUAGCCGACCAGAACACCUCCGGGACCCCAGCCAUGACCGAGAGAGAGGCCUCACGCCUGGACAAGUUCAAACAGGUUCUGGCCGGACCCAACACCGACCUUGAGGAAUUACGGAAGUUGAGCUGGUCUGGAAUUCCACGCCAGGUUCGUCCAAUCACAUGGAAGCUUCUUUCGGGUUACCUGCCGGCCAAUACGGAGAGGAGAGAGAGCACGCUGCAGAGGAAGAGACAGGAAUACUUCGGCUUCAUAGAGCAGUACUACGACUCGCGCAACGACGAGCACCACCAGGACACGUACAGACAGAUUUGUAUAGACAUUCCCCGGAUGAGCCCAGAGUCUCUUGUGCUGCAGCCUAAGGUCACAGAGAUUCACAUUGACAUACCGAGAACUAAUCCCCUUAUUCCUCUCUUUCAACAAGCUUCUGUCCAAGAGAUCUUUGAGCGGAUCCUAUUCAUCUGGGCCAUCCGCCACCCUGCCAGCGGCUACGUCCAGGGUAUCAAUGACCUGGUCACACCGUUCUUUGUCGUCUACGUCUUCGAGUACAUCGAGGAGGAGGUGGAGAACUUUGACGUGUCCAGCUUGCAGGAGGAGGCGCUGAGGAACAUCGAGGCUGACAGUUUCUGGUGCAUGAGCAAGCUGCUGGACGGGAUUCAGGACAACUACACAUUUGCCCAGCCAGGGAUCCAGAGGAAAGUCAAGGCCCUGGAGGAGUUGGUCAGCAGAAUCGAUGAAACGGUGCAUCGACACAUGCAGCAGUACGAAGUGGAAUACCUUCAGUUUGCCUUUCGCUGGAUGAACAACCUGCUGAUGAGAGAACUGCCUCUACGCUGCACUAUACGCCUCUGGGAUACAUACCAGGCCGAACCGGAGGGUUUCUCGCACUUCCACCUGUACGUGUGCGCCGCGUUCCUGGUCCGCUGGAGGAAAGAGAUUCUCGAGGAGAGAGAUUUUCAGGGUCUGAUGAUCCUUCUGCAGAAUCUACCCACCAUGCACUGGGGAAACGAGGAGGUGAGCGUGCUCCUGGCCGAGGCCUAUAGGCUGAAGUUUGCCUUUGCAGAUGCCCCCAACCACUACAAGAGAUGAAUGUGGGCCCCCUGGCCCCUGGACAGCUCCCCUGUGUGGCCCUUGAAAGCGGGCUACAGAACCCCUGACUGAGGCCCACUGGAGGACGGAAGGACGGAUGGACCCCCCCAACACCACCACCUAACUCGACUUCAUCCUCCCUCUGCAGGCCUCGGCCAUCGCUACUAGGAGAUUUAAAACAAAAAACAAUUCUGUGUCCCAAAUGGCACCAUAUUCUCUAAAUAGUUCUCUACAUUUGACCUGAGUCUGGGCACUAUGUAGAAAAUAGGGUGUGUCUUGGGAAGAGAGCAAUGUCUGCUUCUUGGUAUGUGUGAGCAGUCCUAAUCCUCUGUUCUUCUAGACUUCUCCUCUUUGUUCCUACCCAAUAAAUGAAAUGUGUGCAACACUCCAACCACUGUCCUGUGGAGGUAGACCCCGACCAAACGACCAACCUCCAGCCAGUGCCGUUGUUGUGGAGAUAUUUCUACAGGUACAUGGACGUGUUCCGAACAAGACUGCGCUUUAUGUCCCUGACCAGGCUGUCGUCCCCCAACAAACAUGUUAAACUGGACCACCAGUUCUACUGAGUGGACUCCGCAGGAGCUACUGCAGGACUCAACACUUAAUCAAUUCAUUAUCGGACUAGCCUGGUGGGUGGCAGACUGUUGGUAGAGAGAGAGAAUGAAUGAGAAGGAGCUUCUGGGCUAGGUUGAUAUGUCAUUUCAUUCCUAAGGAAACUUGUAACACGCCACACACAAACAGACACUCACACACACACUGUCUCGCACGUCAUAACCAAGUCAUCUGUAGUUGGCAUCGAACUCUUCUCUCUUCUCCACGCUCUGUGGCUUCAGUUCCAGACAUGCAGCCAGUCCCUCAGAGAGUAGGUUUUCGUUAAAACAGAACCAGUCACUCACAUCAAAAGCAAUAAUUAGCCCAUAGGGAGAUCAGAUGGUCUCUGUUAUUAUCAUGGAUGGUUGCUAUCCCAGUCUGACAUGGUCCAUAGGGCUGGAUCUAAUAUAAUGUCUAACAACAUUUUCUCUGGAGUCCAUCGUCUUAUGUCCGUUAACAGGACAAUUGGCAUUGUUGAGGGCAGGGUUGCAACAUUUAUCAAAUCGCCUGGUUUUCUUGAAAUCCUGAUUUGAGGGUUCCAUAUGUACCGCGUAUGUCCUGAUUCCGGAAAUACUGAAAGCUGGAAUUCUUUUUCUUUUGGAGAAGCCUAGUUGAUAAAUGAGACGUAAGAUGUCUGAACCCAGGACUCACUACCUCACUCGCUCAGAUUCUAAGCCAGACCGUGUCAUUAUUAAACAGUGCAGGUCCAUGACGUGAAGACCUGGUAGUCCAACAGCUUUCCUGAUCAUUUAACACCAGUCCUCUGCCCGGGAGUGGAGCCAUUAGGUUGAUUUCUUUGGUCUGGAAAACCUCCUGGACAUUGACCCUGCUGACCCAGUUUACCCAUAACUCAGUAGCUUGGUUCCUUAUUUAUUCCUUUGAAACUGAUUGCUGGGUUAGGGUGGAAUUACUCUCUAAUUUGCCUUAGUUUGGCUGCUUUAGGUUUCUUUUAAUUUCACAUACCAAACGAGGUGAUGCUCUACCCUUUCCCAGAGGUAGCAACUAGCAGUGCCAUAUUGGGGUAAAGAGUUGAUGUACAAUACAAAUUACAAGUUGAAACAAUGUACAUCUUUAAUCAUUAAAUGAUGAAGACUCAUAAUUGCUACAUGAUGCCCUCAGUGCUGUGUGGGUUGGGAGGUGGAUGGCUAGGCCAGGGUGCUCGUUUGGAAAGCUUCAUACACUCAGUGUUUGUACGUCCUCUGCUUUAUUUGAUCAUGUCUCCAAGGCUUUGAGUCACUUUCAGGCCAUUUGUUCCAUUCUCACACUGAAUAGAAAGAUAAAAUACUGAACAAAGUCUAUUUUCUCUUUUUUUGUAUGAAAUAUAUUCUUUUGAAUCUGCUUUUUAAAAUCUUUGUUUCUCUCUCUCUUUUCUCUUUUAUGUACUGUUUACAUGAGCCUAUUAAGUUGUGCCUAAUGAAGAGAUAGUAGAAGAUCAUCCUAGAUAUUUAUUUUACCUUAAUGAUAAUGUAAGCUCUCUGUGAACGAGAUGGGAUGUUUAUCCAGUUAAGUCAUUCUCUGUUUGCUAGGCCAUGACAGCAGAUGCAUCCAAAAUGGUCCCCUGUUCCCUGUGAAGUGCACUACUCUACAAUAUCCUGUAGGUAAUAGCUAAUGUGCCAUUUGGGACUCAAACAGUGAGUCCACAGAAUCACAUCAAUAAGUUUAGCAGCUGCCUUCUUUGGUGUCCAUAGUUGUUUUAACUGGGUUUGAUGUGCCAGACCUUACACUCGCACAAACAUACACAGACCCCUGGGACAGAAGUCAAAACCGCUCAGUUUCCAUGGUUACGGUGAUGACUAGGUGUUUGUGAGCCGUAGCCCCUUGACACGGGCACAUACUGGACAAGGUGGUCAAUCUCAUGGGGCAUGGCCUUAGAUGUGUGGUCUGUCUGCUACUGUUAUGUUUUUACCAUUCUAUUGUUCUCUAAUUUCUCUAAAUGUUUCUGUCCACACUACUCCCCUGUUGAUUAAAACAUCUGAACGUGUGAAUCUCAUGAAGUGGAGAGGGGUGGUAGAAAUGUUCUUGAAUAUAAAGUGUACAGAGCAAAUGAAUUUUGAAACAAAGAUCUGUAAAUACAGAAAAUGUGUAAAUAAAUGCUAUAUAUG
Molecule: messenger RNA, 4594 nt
Organism: Esox lucius (northern pike)
Lineage: Eukaryota; Metazoa; Chordata; Actinopteri; Esociformes; Esocidae
Gene: tbc1d22a
Product: TBC1 domain family, member 22a
Exons: 15
Coding region: 189-1901 (570 amino acids)
Biological process (GO): activation of GTPase activity
Molecular function (GO): GTPase activator activity
Source: RefSeq, a predicted model, not a curated record